ACCACCCAUCAUUUCUGCAAGACCUUCCAUGCCUUCCAUGAUAGUGAACAAUCAAGUGAAGGAUAUGAUUGUCUACUACAGCUGACGCGUCUCGCGAUUCUGUUUGGCUCUGUUGUGCAACAGCCUCAAAUUAUAACAAGUGUCAAUAUUUACUACGCCUGUGAGGUCGGUUCAAGGCGUCUGUGGACCGACAGGUUGGCGACGAGCAAGUGCUGACGUUCCCACGGCCUCAUGCCCACCAGUGAAUUGUCGCAGGCUCUGAAUCCUUUUUUUGCGCAACCGAGGCCCAGAUCCUCUAAUACACAAAUCCAUUUCCAGCCCGUUCAGCCCACUCAAGCCCAUGAGCCACACCACAGCGAGCUUGAGCUUGCCGUUUCGGAGCCCCCGAGGCCCUUUGCGGCACCUACGACGCCGCCUCAAAAUUCUACCGGCCGGCCUGCCAACGCAUCGUCCAGCAGCGCUCAUCCUUUCCAGAUUGUUAUGAACUAUUUGAAUUCAGCGCGCGAGUCUCAGGAGAUAGAGCAGAAACGGAGACUUGCAUGGGAGCAAGAGCAAGAAGCCAAGUAUACCCUACGACAAGCCGAAAUGGAGCGUCGGAUGCUCGAGAUGCAACAAGAGGUCGGUGCACUCAAAGCAAAACUUGCCUUUGGGACACCAAAGGCUUCGACCUCAGCACAAUCACCUCCAGUGAUGGAACAACAGCCCUACACCAAAUACCUCGCCUGCGAUGACCCACUUGACUACAAUCCCAUGGAACCAUGCCUCUCCAGAUUUGGCGCAACCCACGCCACCUUCUAUUUUACGGCACAUGUCACAGGUAGUCCCUCUAUUGGCGACGCCGCAAGCUCAGCGCACGCUUCGCCUCCCUUCCUUUCUAAGCCAGCACGGUUUAUCACUGUUGAUCCAUCAUCAUCCCGGCCAGGCAGUUCAUCUAAUCCGCGCAAGAGACCGACGCUUGAUGCAACGAGUGAUGAAGGUGAUAGUGAUGGCUCUGAGUAUUCACUUGUAGAACGGCCCAUCAAACGAAAGAAUCAUCAUGAUACUCGCUGUCUUACUAUCCAGCAUGCUAUGCGUAGUCAUCUUUUGCGCGUCAUGCACCUCGAGGAUGACAAACACCUCCCUGAUGGUCAGACCGAAGGUAUUGGACUGGGUUCCAAUGACCCUAUUCGUUUCGUCUGGGACAAGACACCCAAACAGUCUGUCCACAAUGGAAGGAUGAAGGAGCGUGUGCUACAGGAUCUUAGAGCCCAUCGUCAUCUGUACAAGCAUGUUCCCGACAAAGACUUCAACAAAAAAUCUCUGGAAUCCGUCUUCGAUCAGGCUUUUGUCACCUUCAGACAGAAGUUCAGAGCUCAGCGGGACACCUCCGUCGCUAGCAACCAGAAACAGCGAGAAGAUGUCAAGGCAAUGCGAUCGAGAAGAUUAAGCCGUAAGAAGACGAAACUGAGCAAUCGUUCAGACGCUCGAAAUAAACUUGAAGCCUUUGAGCACAUCAUGUUUGAUGGCGCGCUACAAGUGGAAUGCAUGUCCUCCGAGGAAUCCGAAAUCGAAGAGGAUCCGGUUGAUGGCUCUCGUACGACUUUAUUGCGCGUUCGGGGUUUCCCUUGGCGUAGCGCCCGAUUACAGCGUUUUUUCGACGUACUAGACGAUUUGGACAAAGCAGAUAGCUCUCUAAAGCCCCGGCGAGGUGUCGGACGGAGAGAACGAUCCCACGGUUCACCGAAGGAAGGCCUCAUUAUCCCUCCCAAAGGCAUCGCCACUUGGAUGAUCAGCAAACGCUGGAUAAGCGUGAUGCAGGCGUCCCACUUGGAGGCGUUGAGUAGUCUAAAGGAUAUUGUCGUGGAUCCUGUUGGCUUUGAUUGGAGCCAGUUUCAUGUUCUUGGCGAGGAGAGCGAAGACGAGGGGAGACUCGAGAUGGCACGACACCAUGACAUGAUGAUUGCGCAUAACGGUUUACAUUUUACUCAUCCAGAUAAUAGCGCGACUAUCAGUGCUAUUUCUUCUCUGCAUAAUGCUCUAGUACAUACUCAAUAGGCUUGACUUGCGAGCCAUAUUGCCUACUCAGAUCGACGUUUCGAAUGAAGGUGAUUCUAGUCUUGUUCUAUGUAACUUACAAAAUUCGAAAGAGUCUCGGUCUUUUAAUCGCACAAGCUCUAGCCUCCGAUCGAAAACGUUCUAGCCUUUCAACAUCGAUGGACAAUCGAGUCCAUACAGUUGAUAUGUAUAGGGGCUGAUCACCCUUCCGGGGAACGCCCUGAGUUUCUCA
Suillus paluster is the source of this 2266-nucleotide messenger RNA. RefSeq lists its product as uncharacterized. The record is from RefSeq and is a predicted model, not a curated record. The transcript is spliced from 5 exons. NCBI's taxonomy places the organism in Eukaryota, Fungi, Basidiomycota, Agaricomycetes, Boletales, Suillaceae. The coding region runs from base 232 to 2034 and encodes 600 amino acids.